AUGCCGCUCCAUCUCCUCGGAAAGAAGUCAUGGAACGUCUACAAUCCUGCCAACAUCGAGCGUGUCCGCCGCGAUGAAGCUGCCGCGCAAGCACGCGAGGAGGAGGCCGAGCGCCGCAUGGAUGAAUAUGACGCGGCGCGUCGGAUGGCGAUACUACGCGGCGAAAAGCCCCCCUCGCCUCCCCCGGACCUCAUCGAGGAAGGGCAGAAACCACACCGUGAGGACGCAAGCAGAGGGCCGAAACGCAGAAGAUUGGCAGGAGAGGACGACACGGACCGAGAUAUUCGCGUAGCGCGAGAGAUUGCUGAUCAAGGCCGAGAGACGCGUGAACAGCUGCUUAAGCGCAACGAAAGCAAGCAGCCCAGCGAUGCGCCUCUCAUGGACCACAGCGGACACAUUGACUUGUUUCCGGUGGAUCACAAGGCCGCGCGCAAAGCAGAGAAGAAUGCGGAGCGUGAAGCGGAGGAGGCAAAGAAGAAGCGGGAGCUCGAGGAUCAGUACACCAUGCGCUUUGCCAAUGCUGCUGGGAGGGAUGGUCUGAGUAAGCCGUGGUACGCAAAUGCCUCGAAAGGCUCUGAGCAUGCAUCACGGGCGGAAGAACUCGAGGAACCGGGUAAAGACGUGUGGGGCAACGAGGAUCCGCGCCGUAAGGAUCGUGAGCGGGUGCGCAUGGAGGCUAGUGACCCGCUGGCAUUCAUGAAAAAGGCGCAGGUUCAGCUCAAGGAAGCGGAACGGGAUCGAAAGCGCUGGCUGGCCGAAAGACAGCAAGAAAUGCUCACUAUGGACGCAGCAGCGCAUAGAGAAUCCAAAAGUAAGCAUGACCCGGACGAGUUGGAAGGAUUCAGUCUGGAUGUCAGCGAGGCAUCACAAGAAGCACAGAAGUCACCGCAGCAGAAGCAGGAGCAGGAAUCGAGAUGGGGAGCGCCGCAGGUCACGACGCAGCAGGAGUCCGGAUGGGGAGAGGCAAGCGUCAAAACUCCUCUCCUCAACCCGACCGUACUAACCACCCAGGACAUCGACCAGCCGGCAACAGUCAUCCAAAAUGUCGUCGGCUGCGGCAAGCGCAAGAUCUGGCUCGACCCCAACGAGGUCAACGAGAUCUCCAACGCCAACUCCCGCCAGACCAUCCGCAAGCUGGUUUCCGAUGGCCUCAUCAUCCGCAAGCCGGUUACCAUGCACUCCCGUAGCCGCGCUAGGGAGCUGAACGCCGCUCGCCGCAUCGGUCGUCACCGUGGCUACGGUAAGAGGAAGGGUACCAAGGACGCUCGUAUGCCGAGCCAGGUCCUUUGGAUGCGCCGCCUCCGUGUCCUCCGCCGUCUCCUCGUCAAGUACCGUGCCAGCGGCAAGAUCGACAAGCACCUUUACCACGAGCUGUACCACCUGAGCAAGGGUAACACCUUCAAGCACAAGCGCGCCCUCGUUGAGCACAUCCACAAGGCCAAGGCUGAGAAGCAGCGUGAGAGGAUCCUCAAGGAGGAGAUGGACGCCAAGCGUGCCAAGACCAAGGCUGCCCGCGAGAGGAGGCAGGAGCGUGUCUCGGCCAAGAGGCAGGCUCUUGUGGCCGAGGAGUAA
Molecule: messenger RNA, 1572 nt
Organism: Lasiodiplodia theobromae
Lineage: Eukaryota; Fungi; Ascomycota; Dothideomycetes; Botryosphaeriales; Botryosphaeriaceae
Product: Homocitrate synthase
Exons: 6
Coding region: 1-1572 (523 amino acids)
Biological process (GO): translation
Cellular component (GO): cytosolic large ribosomal subunit; ribosome
Molecular function (GO): RNA binding; structural constituent of ribosome
Source: RefSeq, a predicted model, not a curated record